Dendrobium catenatum is the source of this 1738-nucleotide messenger RNA. RefSeq names its product shaggy-related protein kinase GSK1. Gene Ontology annotation, biological process: protein phosphorylation; signal transduction. Bases 478 to 1368 code for a protein of 296 amino acids. The record is from RefSeq and is a predicted model, not a curated record. Gene Ontology annotation, molecular function: protein serine/threonine kinase activity; ATP binding. NCBI's taxonomy places the organism in Eukaryota, Viridiplantae, Streptophyta, Magnoliopsida, Asparagales, Orchidaceae. Gene Ontology annotation, cellular component: cytoplasm. The transcript has 13 exons.
AAGGGAAGACAAAACCAGGAAGGGAAGAGGGUGAGGUUGUUUAGGUAAGGUUCACAUGUCAUCUUUGCCGCUGGGACCUCAUCAUCGUCCGGAGCACGAGGAGGCGUCGACAGUUGUCAAUCGUCGGUCGGAGAUAGAAGAGAAGUCUCCAGGCUACCUUUGAUGAAAUGGGGAAUGGCUAUUCUCAUUGUUUUGAAAGGAGCAUUGCUCAUGAAGUCCAACAUGUUGGAUUGAGGUGCAGAGGAAUUAUCGGCAGCAGGCCAAGGAAGCCUCAGUUGUGGAAGGGAAUGGCCCGGUCACUGGACACAUCAUCUCAACCACGAUUGGAGGGAAAAAUGGUGAAGCCAAACAGACUGUCAGUUACAUGGCAGAACGUGUUGUUGGAAGUGGAUCUUUUGGAAUUGUCUUUCAGGGGUGACUGUUGCUAUAAAGAAGGUUUUGCAGGACAGAAGAUAUAAGAAUCGUGAACUGCAACUGAUGCGGUCCAUGGACCACCCAAAUGUGGUAUCUCUGAAGCAUUGCUUCUUUUCCACUACUAACAGAGAUGAACUUUUUCUUAACCUGGUUAUGGAGUACAUUCCUGAAUCACUCUACCGUGUUCUGAGGCACUACAGUAAUGCGAACCAACGAAUGCCAAUUAUCUAUGUGAAGCUUUAUAUGUAUCAGAUAUUCUGGGGGCUAGCAUACAUUCAUGCUGUUCCAGGAGUUUGUCAUAGAGAUGUCAAGCCCCAGAACCUCCUGGUUGAUCCUCUUACUCACCAAGUCAAACUUUGUGAUUUUGGGAGCGCUAAGGUCUUGGUAAAGGGAGAAGCAAACAUAUCUUACAUCUGCUCUAGAUAUUACCGAGCUCCUGAGCUCAUAUUUGGUGCGACAGAGUACGCUACAUCAAUUGAUAUAUGGUCAGCAGGAUGUGUUCUUGCUGAGUUGUUACUUGGUCAGCCACUGUUUCCUGGUGAAAGUGCUGUGGAUCAACUGGUUGAGAUAAUAAAGGUUCUUGGCACCCCUACUCGAGAAGAAAUUCGUUGCAUGAAUCCCAGCUACACCGAAUUCCGAUUUCCUCAAAUAAAAGCUCAUCCAUGGCAUAAGGUUUUCCAUAAGCGAAUGCCUCCCGAAGCUAUAGAUCUGGCAUCAAGGCUUCUUCAGUACUCUCCAAGUCUUCGGUGCACUGCUCUUGAAGCAUGUGCCCAUUCCUUCUUUGAUGAGCUACGGGAACCCAAUGCCCGGUUACCAAAUGGCAGGCCGUUCCCUCCUCUUUUCAACUUUAAACAAGAGUUAGCAGCUGCGUCACCAGAGCUCAUAAGCAAGCUGAUACCUGAACAUGUGAGAAGGCAGGCCGGUCUUAGUUUCCUUCAUCCUGCUGGUACUUAAGAAUGGCAUUAUUUUUAAACUGGAUUAAGUUGAAAUGGAGAGGGAAGGUGACCGUUGAGCUUUCACGAACCUAAAGUGUAUAGCAAAUGAAUCUCUGCAUUGGAGUGAAAUGGUCAGCUACUGUUUUUGUGCCUCCUUCCAGAUUUUCAAUUAAUCAGCACCUCCUAUUAAACAACAAUGGGAUCGGAGAAAAAAUUAUUUUAUGAUCAGAUUGGUUGUUGGCCGGCGAAAAGCAAACUCAGGUGCUGGAAUGGGUCUGUACUCUGUUGUAUCAUUAAGCAAAAUGUCUUGUAUCUUGUUCAUGCAAUUGUAGCUGUAGUGCAAGUAUUCAUUAACUUUAUUUCAAUGGCUUUAAUCUUCUGAUUCAUGU